AUCUUUGGACACUUUACAUAUGAGAUGUGGUUGCUUUGAGGUUUUAGAAAUGAUUUAAGUCAAAUAUCAAAGUUGAAGAUCUCCAAGAGAUAUAUAUGAUAUGUAUAUAUAUGUGUAUAUAUAUAUGUACAUAUGAAUUUUUUAUAUUUAUGAAACGCACAUACAAAAAAUUGUGAAAAAUGGGAUUGGUGUCAGUGUUGAAGCAAUCGACUAUGAUUCAUAUGAUAUUGGCUAUAAUUUUUUUUACAUCGGGUUUGAUAAUUAAUUUUAGCCAGUGUCUUUUGUACUUUGGCCUUAGACCCUUUUUCAGAUAUUUUUAUCGCAAGAUUAUUUAUUAUCUCUGCUAUAGUCUUCAUUGUCAAUUGGUAUUUUUGGCAGAGUGGUGGUCUGGAUCAGAUAUUAUAAUCUAUGUAGAUAAAGAGACUUUUGAAAAAUAUUUUGCGAAAGAACCUGCAUUUGUAAUAAUGAACCAUUCUUAUGAACUAGAUUGGGUUAUGGGAUGGUUGCUAUGUGAACGUCUUGGAAUACUUGGUAAUACCAAAGCAUAUGUAAAAAAAGAAAUACGCUAUAUUCCAACAUUAGGUUGGUCAUGGAAAUUUGCUGAUUGUUUAUUCUUGGAAAGAAAUUGGGAGCAAGACAAAAAUACAAUUGGUUCUCAAAUUAAAGAAAUUUCAAAUUAUACAGGUGCAUGGUUAGUUUUAUUUGCUGAGGGAACACGACUCACACCAGAAAAAUUAGAAGCUAGUCAAAAGUUUGCCAAAAAAAGUGGUCUGCCAAUAUUAAAAUAUCACUUAAUACCACGAACAAAAGGUUUUGCAGAAAGUGUACUACACUUGGAACCUAAAAUUCGUGCCAUUUAUGAUAUACAAAUAGAAUUUAAGGCAGACUCUCCUAAUAAACCAACAAUAACAAGUAUAUUAUAUGGGAAACCAGUUGUGGCCUAUAUGCAUAUCAACAGGAUUCCAGUAGAAAAAGUACCUAAAGAUGAAAAGGGUGCUGCAGAAUGGUUACAUAAACUUUAUGAAGAAAAAGAUCGUUUAGCAGAAAGUUUCCAUGAAACGGGUGACUUUUUUGCAACUAGUGGGGUAGCUAAAGUAGAUAAGAUUAUAUUAAAGAGAAGAUAUUAUUCAUUGGUUAAUACAGUUUGCUGGGCAGUGAUAGUUUUAGUACCAAUGAUUUAUUAUUUAAUCAAUCUUUUCUUCCUGCCUGCAUCAGCUGUUUAUUUUUCAAUUGGUGUGGGUAUUAUCUUCCUAUUUUAUCUAUUUAUGUGUCAAAUGAUAAAAAUGACAAAAAUAAGUCAUAGUUCAUCAUAUGGAAUUAAUGAUAAAAAAUCGAAAUAAAAAAGAAAUAAGGAAGUAAUAACAAAAAUGCAAUAUGCAAAAGUUACAACAUUAUUAAAGUUAAAUGAAUAUUUGUAAAAUUAUUUUCGUGAUGUAUUCCACGAGAUUUUCAUCAAGCAAAUCACUGUAAGAAAUGUGUUUAUUCUGACUUACAAAAGUAAAUGAGUCGU
Eufriesea mexicana is the source of this 1510-nucleotide messenger RNA. Its product is annotated as 1-acyl-sn-glycerol-3-phosphate acyltransferase gamma. Gene Ontology annotation, molecular function: 1-acylglycerol-3-phosphate O-acyltransferase activity. The record is from RefSeq and is a predicted model, not a curated record. The transcript is spliced from 7 exons. The coding region runs from base 180 to 1340 and encodes 386 amino acids. Gene Ontology annotation, cellular component: endomembrane system. Lineage: Eukaryota; Metazoa; Arthropoda; Insecta; Hymenoptera; Apidae.